AAAAGCUGCAAAACACCCAAAAAAAAGAAAAAAGCCCGCCUAUUCCCGGAGAAAAGAGAAAAUCUGAAAAUUGAAAUUGACAACUUUUUCUCGGCCUUGGUGUUGUUCCCAAAUCCAGAGACACACCAUGAGCACUCCCAUGGAGAUUGCCGAGCAAAAACCUAUGGUGGAGGACCCGAUUCCUCUUCCAAACGCUUCCAUGGAGGUCUCUUACCAAAACCCCAUUGAAGCAGCGACUAUUCCAGUGCAAAUAGCCGUCGCUGAGCCAGUCGCUACACCCAAUCCUCCUCCUUGCCUCCACGAGAACAAAUUCCUCGUAUCUGUGGAGGUCUGCUUAAAGCCUUCAAGCACGGCUCGUCUAGAGGAUGUCCAGAGAGCUGUAGAACGGAUGCUGGAAAAUAGGAGCAUGAGCUAUGCAGAUGGACUGGUUUUGAUUCCUGCAGACGACUUGUUCCUAGUUGAUAAUGUGCAAAGGAUAUGCAUUUGUGAUACAGAGGAAUGGGUGAAAAAUAAUGAUGUUCUCUUGUUCUGGCAAGUGAAGCCAGUUGUGCACACCUUUCAGCUCAUUGAAGAAGGACCAUGUGAGGACUUGUGUGCAGAUGGACAACCUGCUAGCUUUAACGAAUGGAUUCUACCCGCAAAGGAGUUUGAUGGCUUAUGGGAAAGCCUAAUAUAUGAAUCUGGACUUAAGCAAAGGUUACUACGUUAUGCUGCGAGUGCAUUGCUGUUCACCCAGAAGGGUGUUAACCCAAAUCUCGUUUCAUGGAACAGGAUUAUUCUUUUGCACGGACCACCAGGGACUGGCAAAACAUCCCUUUGCAAAGCGUUGGCUCAAAAGCUUUCAAUCCGGUGCAACUCCAGAUAUCCACAUUGCCAAUUGAUUGAAGUCAAUGCUCACUCUCUAUUUAGUAAAUGGUUCUCUGAAAGUGGCAAGCUGGUUGCCAAGCUUUUCCAAAAAAUCCAAGAGAUGGUGGAGGAAGAUGGAAAUCUGGUAUUUGUUUUGAUCGAUGAAGUAGAAAGUCUUGCUGCUGCUCGAAAAGCUGCAUUGUCUGGCUCAGAACCGUCAGAUUCUAUCCGGGUUGUGAAUGCACUACUCACCCAAAUGGACAAAUUGAAAUCAGCACCGAAUGUGAUAAUCCUUACAACAUCAAACAUAACUACUGCUAUUGGUAGCCUAUUUUGAUCCUGUCCUCAGCCUCAUGACUUUUUCUCUAAUAUAAUAGAUCUUUGUUCUUCCGCAUAAUAUUCACGUUUUGUGAGAUGUCACAGAUCAAGAUAUUUGUUGCAGAUGUUGCUUUCGUGGAUCGAGCUGACAUAAAAGCUUAUGUUGGCCCUCCAACUCUUCAUGUUCGUUAUGAAAUAUUAAGGUCUUGUGUUGAGGAAUUAAUAAGUAAAGGGAUCAUAUCAAGUUUCCAGGGCUGUGAUGGACUCUCUAUUCCAAGCUUUUCAAGUUUGAAAGAAAAGUUAAGUGAAAGUGAGGUUCAUGAUACAAAUACAGUUCCUUGGUUCUGCAAACAGUUGAUAGAAGCUGCAAAAGGGUGCGAGGGUUUAAGUGGGAGAUCAUUGAGGAAGCUUCCGUUUUUAGCGCACGCAGCACUUGCAGAUCCAUAUAGCCAUGAUCCAAGUAAUUUCUUGUGUACAAUGAUAGAAACAGCUAAGAGAGAGAAGUCUGAACAACCUGAAUGACCAUUUUUGUGAGGUCAUAAACAAAUAACAAUGAAGUUGUGUUGUUCAGAAAAAUGUUAUGCUAAUUGUUGAUUAAACAUCACUUCAUCAUCUACAGCUAUGAUGAAGGGGAAAAUGCUCAUUUUAUUAUUUUGUGAUAAAGAAACGCAGAUCACGGGUUGAGUAUUAAACAUGGGCUUCAGAUGCCCAAUGGGUUAUUACCAUC
Messenger RNA from Arabidopsis thaliana (thale cress), 1891 nucleotides. RefSeq names its product pachytene checkpoint-like protein. The record is from RefSeq and is marked reviewed. Gene Ontology annotation, cellular component: chromosome; nucleus. Bases 128 to 1183 code for a protein of 351 amino acids. Gene Ontology annotation, molecular function: ATP hydrolysis activity; ATP binding. Gene Ontology annotation, biological process: reciprocal meiotic recombination. The transcript has 13 exons. Lineage: Eukaryota; Viridiplantae; Streptophyta; Magnoliopsida; Brassicales; Brassicaceae.